AUGCUUUCCCAACUAGUCCUCCUUUUCGUAGCCAUAGCCCUGGCAACAGGGAAAGUUGUUCGCCGCGAUACCGCCGACGGGUUUCCUAACCCGAAUGCAACUCAGCUUGAAUUCAUCGAAGACGUAGCAGAUGGCACACUGUCAGAUGCACCGCCCCCGCCCUCCCUGAACGAAAGCAGCAUUCCUAUUUUCCAGCUGAUUAGCUUCAAUGAGAAUUUUGAAGUCGCCUUCUUUUCGUCCCUCAUUGAGAACAUCACCACGGACGAGCCCGGCUUCACACUUUCAACAGAGAAGAAAGUGGAGAUACUCGAAAUCCUGGCGACCGUCUUGGCUCAAGAACAACUGCACGCCAUAGAUGCCUCCAACGUUCUCAAGCACUUCAACGCCUCUCUGAUCCCCGAGCCCUGCGAGUACGUCUUCCCCGGUGCCACCGACAUCAACUCGUCCAUCGCUCUCGCCGCCACCUUCACCGAUGUCGUUCUCGGAACACUUCAGGAUGCGGCCGAGGGGCUAGCCGUCAACGGGGACUUGGGUCCUAUUCGUGAAGUCGCCUCCAUCAUCGGCCAAGAAGGGCAGCAGUCUGGCUUCUACCGUCUGCUUCUUAAUCAAAAGCCAUCGCAGAAACCCUUCUUGACCACCAACGUCGGCGCCUUUGCCUGGAGCGCGCUUCAACAAUUCGUCGUCUCUUGCCCCUUCAACAUCAGCGAGAUUGAAAUCCCAAUCUUCCCGCCUCUUGAGGUCGCCCAUGUGACAGGAGGCCAAACCAUUGAGUCCCGUGAUCAGCGCUUGUCUUUUGUUGCCAAUUUGACCGGCUCCUCCGAGGCAGAGCAGUUCAUCAAUGAGACUGGUCCGGAUCUGUUUGUUACCUACUUUAGCGGACAGCUGUUGCCCAUCAGUGUGCCUGUUGAAGAUGUCGAGUGGUUUGGCGAGAACAACACACAGCUGAGGUUUGAGGCUGAGUUUCCUUUUGAGGAGAAUAUACUUGUCGGGUUGACGAUUGCUGCUCUUACUUCAAAAGACAACUUUACGACAUAUGGCGAGGUGGUGGAGGCUACGAUUGCGGCACCUGGGCUGAUCGAGGUUACUGACGAGGGGUUGAGUUGGGAUCUUUUGAGCAAAGAGGAUUUGUAG
Podospora anserina S mat+ is the source of this 1131-nucleotide messenger RNA. RefSeq lists its product as uncharacterized. The record is from RefSeq and is a predicted model, not a curated record. The coding region runs from base 1 to 1131 and encodes 376 amino acids. The transcript has 2 exons. NCBI's taxonomy places the organism in Eukaryota, Fungi, Ascomycota, Sordariomycetes, Sordariales, Podosporaceae.